Liolophura sinensis is the source of this 5469-nucleotide messenger RNA. Its product is annotated as solute carrier family 15 member 4-like. Lineage: Eukaryota; Metazoa; Mollusca; Polyplacophora; Chitonida; Chitonidae. Gene Ontology annotation, biological process: transmembrane transport. Gene Ontology annotation, molecular function: transmembrane transporter activity. The coding region runs from base 3322 to 4806 and encodes 494 amino acids. The record is from RefSeq and is a predicted model, not a curated record. Gene Ontology annotation, cellular component: membrane. The transcript has 10 exons.
AGAUAGCCAAAGCUUGACCAAAGUUUUUAAAGGAUUAGGCCUCAUAACCUGACUUUCAUAACAACAAAGAAAGACCAAUGUUGUGGGACUUCUUAGUCAGGGGCAUAUAUAUUUCCUUAUAUUUAUUUGUUUUGAUAUUUUCCACGUAUUUAGAUUCUAAACCAGACAAACGGGAACUCAAGCCAACUGAAUUUAACCCUUCGUUGUGACACGGCAUCUGACCGAAUUCAAUUACAGUAAGACGAGAUCCUGUUUUCCGUUUAUUGUUUAUCCCGGAUGUGAGGUGUAACGGUCUCAGAGUUCCACAGUACAUGUAGUGCUGUCUUGUUUAUCACGGAUGUGAGAGGUAAAGGCCCCAUAGUUCCACAAUAAAUGUAGCGCCGUCUUGUUUAUCAUGGAUGUGAGGUGUAACGGCCCCAGAGUUCUACAAUACAUGUAGUGCAGUCUUGUUUAUCCCGGAUGUGAGAUGUAAUGGCCCCAGAGUUCCACAAUACAUGUAGUGCUAUCUUGUUUAUCAUGGAUGUGAGGUGUAACGGCCCCAGAGUUCCACAGUACAUGUAGUGCUGUCUUGUUUAUCAUGGAUGUGAGGUGUAACAGCCCCAGAGAGCUACAAUACAUGUAAUGCAGUCUUGUUUAUCAUGGAUGUGAGAUGUAAAGGCCCCAUAGUUCCACAAUAAAUGUAGCACCGUCUUGUUUAUCAUGGAUGUGAGGUGUAACGGCCCCAGAGUUCUACAAUACAUGUAGUGCAGUCUUGUUUAUCCCGGAUGUGAGAUGUAAUGACCUCAGAGUUCCACAAUACAUGUAGUGCUAUCUUGUUUAUCAUGGAUGUUAGGUGUAACGGCCCCAGAGUUCCACAAUACAUGUAGUGCAGUCUUGUUUAUCCCGGAUGUGAGGUGUAACGGCCUCAGAAUUCCACAGCACAUGUAGCGCCGUCUUGUUUAUCAUAGAUGUGACGUGUAACGGCCCCAGAGUUCCACAGUACAUGUAGUGCAGCCUUGUUUAUCCCGGAUGUGAGGUGUAACGGCCCCAGAGUUCCACAGUACAUGUAGUGCAGCCUUGUUUAUUACAGAUGUGAGGUGUAACGGCCCCAGAGUUCCACAGCACAUGUAGCGCCGUCUUCUUUAUCAUAGAUGUGACGUGUAACCGCCCCAGAGUUCCACAGUACAUGUAGUGCAGCCUUGUUUAUUACAGAUGUGAGGUGUAACGGCCCCAUAGUUCCACAAUAAAUGUAGCGCCGUCUUGUUUAUCAUGGAUGUGAGGUGUAACGGCCCCAGAGUUCUACAAUACAUGUAGUGCAGUCUUGUUUAUCCCGGAUGUGAGAUGUAAUGGCCCCAGAGUUCCACAAUACAUGUAGUGCUGUUUUGUUUAUCAUGGAUGUGAGGUGUAACGGCCCCAGAGUUCCACAGUACAUGUAGCGCCGUCUUGUUUAUCAUGGAUGUGAGGUGUAACGGACCCAGAGUUCCGCAAUACAUGUAGUGCCGUCUUGUUUAUUCUCCAAAUAUGUGUAAUAUUUUUUUUCUCACAUAACUAGAUGAAUUUUAAAAAUAUUUAAGUUCUGUAAGGCGGACCACAUGAUGCCAGUAUGCAAUGUAAAGAUUUUUCAUUGUAUCAUUGUUUUCAUGGAAUAAUAAGCGAAUUGUAUCGGGUUAGCUGUUUUAUAGGGUUAGUUGCGUGCAGCGUUACAUGAAUGAGUACAAAAAAAGCAAACCAGGUGAACAAUUACCUCACAUCAUUAUACCAAAUCAUGGUCCAUAAAGCCUACAUUUAAUGUGAACAUUCGAAAAAUAUCUUAAUAUAAAGAUCGAGAAAAGUAGUUUGAGAUGCAUUUUUUCUUGGUUCUUCUGUUGACACUUACUUCAUUCGUUUUCUCUUUCUUUAAAAUAAAUGUUUACAAUUUGGGAUGUACCCUAUUUGAGGUCACAAACCUCCCCGUCCAUUAUAAUUCUGCAACAGAAUGUGUUUAAAGAAGCUUAGAAGGAAUAGCCACUUUGGUGAAGUUAUAAGUUCACGUUUCGUCUGGGACUGUAUGAACAAGAUGCUUCUACACAACCUGUACAGGUACAUAAUUGACAGGUAAGUUGGUGUGUUCAGCGGACUUACCUAUGGGUGAUGUAUAGGCAGUCCCGUCACGAGAAUGUCAGUGUGACCGUACCGGGGCCAACUCACGGAUUUUGUUAUUUUAUGUCCAGUCAUUUUAAUAACACAUACAAGAAAACAAAGGUGGCCAACGUCAAAGGCUUGAUGUUUUGCAUAUGCUUCCUCUUUGUAAUUGUUAAUUUAUGAGCAUGUACCGUGAUACUGAAUACAGAUCUGCAUCUUUCUGUGGCAAUGGUUCUCCAUUCCCUGUUUCUUAAAAUUGUGGUCGCUUUAAUUUUAGGACAAGCUCUGCUUGGCUUUCUCUCCAAUCUGCCAGCAACCUGCGGAUGGUCGAGGGUUUCCUCCAGGCUCUGUCUGUUUUCUCCCCACCAUUAGGCUAUUCUUGAGUACUUUCUAAAGCAUUUGUGAAAUAAAAAAAUUUCUACACGCCCAUGAUAUUGGUAGUAUGAACGUAUGCACAUGUUGCCACAGUAAUGCCAGUUUGUCGGUGUAUGUCAGUCCUUAUGAGACCAGUAACAUGUUACUACAAGCCUAUUGCAUUGGCAACAUUUACAAUUGUCUCCUUGGUAAUGGAAACAUAUUGGCAUACGACCAUCUAAUGGCGCCGCUAACCUAUUAAUGUACGUCCAUUUUAUGGAUAACAUACAUAUAUGCAUAAUAUAAUACAUAACUGUAAAUUUAUGGAAAUUUCCAGUGUCUUUUUUAAUUAAAUUGAACAUAUUUUAUUGCGUUAUACACAAUGGGAUUGGGAACAAGGUCUAGAGCAUUUACUAUUGUCUUUCCCUGACUAAAUACAGUUUAACGGUUUUACUUCAGAGUGAGAGAAGAAUGGCAGUUGAUUAUAAGUAAAAAGCUACAAAUAAAAUGAAAACAAGGAACAGGAAGAAACAGCAUUUAUAAUUAUAGGAAGUAAAGGAUACAGAAUAAAUAAAAUAGUAGAACGAACUGAAAAACAAGUCUUACAACUAUUGCAGUGUUUCACCAUGGGCAGAACACUUUUACAUGUACAUGUAUAUAUCAUCAGCAAAACCUCUUGUUGGCUUCUGUAUAUUGCAUUACUAAUUUCAUGACAUGUAAAUUGUCUUUAGUAGAUUUGGAUUCAUCACCCUUUAACAGCUUUUCUAUUUUGAUGCCCUGAAAGAGAUUGAUCAAAAGGAGAGGCCGGAUUAAUCGUAUUGUCGAAAGUGAAAGAAAAUAUGCGACGCAUGUUUCCACAAGAACAACAUGAGCUUCGUGUCAAGUUUGCCCAUCCACGGUCAUAGUUCAAGGCGCUGCAGCCGUUCCUGUUACCUAGUCCCUGUGAUCGGCGGUUUCAUCGCGGACUCCAUCGCCGGCAAGUUUAACGUCAUAUACGGAUCUGGCCUGAUCUAUGUUCUCGGCACCUUCCUGCUGGUGGCCUCUGCCGUGGACUACAGAAGCUGGCUAGGCCUGGACGCCGAUGGACUCGCCUACAAUCUUAGUCAGUAUGCCAGGUCUGGAUACUUUCUGACGGGACUGUUCCUAGUGGCCCUGGGGACGGGAGGAAUCAAGGCGAACGUGGGACCGUACGGAGCGGAGCAGGCAGAGGGGCUGGGAGAGAACGCCGUGCAGACCUUCUUCAACUGGUUUUACUUCUUUAUCAACACGGGUUCCUUCAUUGCCUACUCGGCCGUGGCAUACAUUCAGCAGAACAUUAGCUUCGCCUACGGUUUCCUGGUUCCCCUCAUAUCCAUGAUUCUUGCCAUCAUCUUCCUUCUGAUUGGACGACGCCUCUACAAGAAUACACCUAUCCAAGGUAGUUUAUUGUCAACCGCCUUUAAAGUGAUCAUCGAAGGUUGCAAGCGUCGUGACGCCGAAGACACCAAGUCGCUUUUGGAUAGAGCUAAGCGCAGUCACGGAGGAUCGUUUGCCGAUGCCACCGUGGAGGGCAUCAAAUCUCUAGGAGGUGUCAUUCCUGUGUUCUUGACGAUUGUCAUGUACUGGGCCAUUUACUCUCAGAUGUCCAGCACGUUUUUCCUCCAGAGCGUGAGGAUGGACGUUAGAAUCGGUUCUCUUGUCACACCCGCCGCAGCUCUGAACCUGUUCAAUGUGGUCAUCAUACUAAUUCUUAUUCCCUUCUUGGACAUAAUCGUGUAUCCAUGUUUGGCUCGCGUUGGAAGGAAACCAAGUUUGCUUCAACGAAUUGGGUUCGGCAUGAUUUUAGCCGCUCUCUCAGUGAUCACGGCUGGCAUCUUGGAGAUCUACCGGAAGAAGGACAUUUCGGAGAUGGGCGCGAUACCGCAGGUGCUUGGGGAUAAGACAUACAACGCCUCCAGCCUGUCCAUGUUCUUACAGGUGCCCCAGUUUGCGCUAAUCGGUGCCAGUGAGGUCUUCACCAGUAUCACAGGUCUGGAAUUCGCGUACUCCGAAGCCCCAAGCUUUCUGAAGGGUUUGAUCAUGGGUCUGUUUCUCGUGACCUCUGGUAUCGGCAGCUACGUGUCCGUCGCCAUUCAGAAAAUCGUAGAGGCCGCCACAGUUUCUCACCCCUGGUUUCCAGAUGAAAUCAACACCGGAAACGUGGAAUAUUUUUUCUUCUUGUUGGGAGGUUUGAUGUUUGUGGACUUCUUGAUUUUUUUGGGAAUAGCAAAGUGCUACAAAUAUAAGAACAAGACUGCCAAAGAUACGCCAGAGACAGAGGCCGAAAUGGAGGCGUACGACAACCGGGCCUUCCCUGAUUCCACCGACUUGUGAUGUGACUCGUCAGUGAUGGGUGGCUAUCCAAUAGGCUGGGCAGGUGUUGGCCUUGUGGAUUCAUUAAAUAUCUGUAUGUAUAUGUAUAUAGUGUAUAUAGAAAUGUAAUGGAGUUGAAAGGCAAUGUUCGGGGUGGACCGGAUGUAUAAAUGGUACCACCCGUACUCCCCGACGAUGUCCGACUGUAUCACCUGAAAAAACUGAUGAUGACAGACCAGGCGAUAAUUGUAUAGGGCAUGUAAGGGGCAGCGUGAUGCUCUGCAUGUCCUAGCUUAACUUUCAGUGACUCACGGAUUUCAAACCUUAUAGAAACGUCCCAACAGAAUCCCUAAUACGUGUGCUGAUCUCAGGAUCAGUGGAAAUUCUUUGCCAGAACAAACUUUUUAGAUCGUUCAUCUCGAUUCCCUUACCUUACUUAGCCUGUUAGCGGAAGUGAACCGUCCGAUGUUUAUUGCCAGUUUGUAUUUGACCACUAAUUUUCAAAAUGGUCUUUGAAUAUUACAGCGCACGGGUGUCAAACGCAAACCUUUUUACCUAUUUGUAUACAUAUGAAAGAAUGUACAAUGUUGAUCACAAUAAAGCUGUUUCAUUCCUAGGAUGAAAUCGCGCAAUGCGUGGCUAUUGAUUGGAUAGUGCCUGUUAUAACAAGUGUAAGGACGGCGC